AAGCCCUCCUUGUGCUCAGCUUCACACCGUAACUUGCUCUCCCCCUCUCUCUCUCUAGCUCUCUGCGAUCAUAUCUUAUCAGUGUGAGAUUGUGAAAGAGUGAUCGAUUGCGAAAAUGGCAUCGGGUGAUUUCGAGGACGAUGCUGAGGCAACUGUAACGAUGGAAGAGUACAUCGAAAGCAUGGAUGCCGAAGAGCUGGAAGCUGACUUGGUGUUGGGUGGAGACGAGGGAGAUGAGUGUACUUACCCAAAGGGUUACAUGAAAAGACAGGCCAUUUUCUCUUGCAUUACAUGUACUCCAGAGGGGAAUGCUGGAGUCUGCACUGCCUGUUGCUUAACUUGUCACGAUGGUCAUGAGCUUUUGGAGCUCUGGACUAAGAGAAAUUUCCGAUGUGACUGUGGGAACUCCAAGUUUGGAACUUUAGCCUGUAAGCUUCUCCCGGGCAAAGAUGUAGAGAACCCCGAGAAUUCUUACAACCAUAACUUCAAAGGCUUGUACUGCUCUUGCGACAAACCUUACCCUGACCCAAAUGGGGAGGACCACGGGGAGAUGAUACAGUGUUGUAUCUGUGAGGAUUGGUUUCACGAGGAGCAUCUCGCUCCCAAACCUUCAGACGGUGUUAGUAGCCAGAUUCCAAGAGAUGAGGAAGGAGUGCCGGUUUAUGAGGAUUUCAUUUGUCAAAACUGCUCUCCAGUUUGUUCGUUUCUCACACUCUACCCCGAGAAACUGUGGAUUGCUGCUAAAGUUGAUUCCAAUGGUUCUGCUAAUGCUUCUUCAGACACUACCGAGACAAACCAAACCCCCACAGCUACUGAAGCUCUCCAGCCUGAGAACAGCACUGAAGCUGAAAAAUCUGUUUUGAGAGGAUGCUCUGAGAAGCUCGCCGACUCUGAACCCUUUCCUGCGGCUGGUUGUGCUAUUGCGACGGGUCUAACCUCGUGUCCUGAGUUUGAGAAGAAACCGCUGUUUGUAACCAAAAACUGGAGGAACAUGCUAUGCAAAUGCGAGAAGUGCCUAGAGAUGUACAGCGAGAGAAAGGUUAGCUAUUUACUUGAUGCAGAGGACACGAUUGCCGAAUACGAGAAUAAGGCGAAGGAGAAAAGAACAGAGAAACUGGAGAAACAGGAAGGCGAAGCACUUGAUCAUUUUAACAAUCUCGACCAUGUAACUAAAGUUGAGCUCUCUCACGGCAUCAAAGACUUCAAAGAAGGGUUCAGGAGUUUACUGGAGUCUGUUGGUACUUCAAGGGCGAUAACGUCUGAAGAUGUUGAGGAGAUGUUCUCAAAACUGAAAAAUAAACGCAAAAGGAUGGAGUGAGUUAAGUAGUCAAUGACGAGAGGAGGUUUGAGUUAUUACGGUACUAAAUUCUGUUUCUUUCCAUAUCGCAUGUUAACUUUCUUUAGGUAUGUUGGUUUAAAAUGAGGAGUGAGGAGGUUACUCUAAUCUCUAUGACUGUCUUUAGCUCCUAAGUUAUGCAAACAACUUUGUACUUCAGUGUAUGGAGUUUGUAGCUUUUGUGUAACAGCAGACUAUUAUCUAUAUAAACUACUAGUUCUAUGACUA
Molecule: messenger RNA, 1564 nt
Organism: Brassica oleracea var. oleracea
Lineage: Eukaryota; Viridiplantae; Streptophyta; Magnoliopsida; Brassicales; Brassicaceae
Product: putative E3 ubiquitin-protein ligase UBR7
Exons: 6
Coding region: 116-1318 (400 amino acids)
Cellular component (GO): cytoplasm
Molecular function (GO): ubiquitin protein ligase activity; zinc ion binding
Source: RefSeq, a predicted model, not a curated record